Messenger RNA from Carcharodon carcharias (great white shark), 1799 nucleotides. RefSeq names its product forkhead box D3 (gene foxd3). The transcript is spliced from 2 exons. Gene Ontology annotation, molecular function: RNA polymerase II cis-regulatory region sequence-specific DNA binding; DNA-binding transcription factor activity, RNA polymerase II-specific. Gene Ontology annotation, biological process: anatomical structure morphogenesis; regulation of transcription by RNA polymerase II; cell differentiation. Lineage: Eukaryota; Metazoa; Chordata; Chondrichthyes; Lamniformes; Lamnidae. The record is from RefSeq and is a predicted model, not a curated record. Bases 176 to 1309 code for a protein of 377 amino acids.
CUGAAACAAUCUUCAGACUGUCUUUUUAUAAUAUAAAAAGGAGGCAUAAAAAGCUGAAGAGCUGCGUACCCGAAAGCGGUUUUUUAAAAAACAUUGAGAGAAAAUACAGGAAAAAGUUAAUAAGUUGCAAUGUGCAAGUUGAAGUAGGCUGUCAAAAAGUUAAAGGGAAAGCGUGAUGACCCUGUCAGGCAACGGCAGUGCGAGCGACAUGUCAGGGCACACAGUCCUCACAGCCGAGGAUGUCGAUAUUGAUGUGGUGGGAGAAGGAGACGAGGGCAUGGGAAAGGACAGCGACUCUGAGAGCCACGCCACCCACGAUCAGGGAGAAGAGGUGGAGGAGAUCGGGGCGAGGGAAAUCGCGGAGAGCCCUUCCGCUAAAUGCCAGCCUUCUUCGGAGGGAGAAGUAACGAAAUCUGAAACUCAGGAAAGUGGUUCUUCGAGCGGCAGCACCGUCUCAAAGCCCAAGAACAGUCUGGUGAAACCACCUUAUUCGUACAUUGCUCUCAUCACCAUGUCUAUCCUGCAAAGUCCCCAGAAAAAGUUAACCCUUAGUGGGAUCUGUGAGUUCAUCAGUAACCGCUUCCCCUACUACAGGGAGAAAUUCCCCGCCUGGCAGAACUCCAUCAGGCACAACCUGUCCCUAAAUGACUGUUUUGUGAAGAUUCCCAGGGAGCCUGGUAAUCCGGGAAAAGGGAACUAUUGGACCCUAGAUCCACAAUCUGAAGAUAUGUUUGACAAUGGGAGCUUUCUUCGCCGGAGAAAAAGGUUCAAGAGGCAACCUGCAGACCAUCUGAGGGAGCAGACUGCUCUCAUGAUGCAGAGUUUUGGAGCUUAUAGCCUAAGCGGUCCUUACGGGCGUCCCUAUGCGCUGCAUCCCGCCUCUUAUCCUCAUCCCUCAACUCUCCAGUAUCCCUACAUCCCUCCUGUGGGUCCCAUGCUACCCCCAGUAGUCCCACUCAUCCCGUCCAGUGAACUCAACAGGAAAGCCUUCAAUUCGCAGCUCAGCCCCAGCCUCCAGCUCCAACUCAGCAGCCUGAGCUCCACGUCCAUCGUGAAAACGGAGCCUACCAGCAGACCUUCUUUCAGCAUCGAGAAUAUCAUCGGGGUGACUAGCACAUCAGGCAGCUCACAAACUUUCCUGCGGCCGCCAGUGACCGUCCAGUCAGCCCUCAUCAGUCCUCAGCCCUUGUCUUUAGCGAGAAGCACAGCUGCAAUUACCCCUAUCCUCAGUGUCCCCACGAACAUAAUCUCCGGACAAUUCUUACAGUCAGCAGCUUCGGCCGCCGCAGUGACCAAAUGGCCAUCUUAAUACCUCCUCCACUUCCAAAUGCUCACUCACCAUAUCCCUUUUUUUUGCUACUGUGGUAGUGGGUCGCACUGAACUUGACUGCGAAUUAUAGACUAUAAUCCUAUGUUAUAUAUAAAAAAGGAAUGCUUUCUGUACAGGUAAAUACGUUUGUAAAUAUUUGUAUAAAGGACCUAUCGGUUCAUAGUCAUUGAGUUUUAUUUUUUAAUUAGACUGUUUCACAGUUGUAGUAUAGAGCUCUGGGCUUUCACACUUAAUGUCUUUUUGAAAGGUUCAUUGCCAGUAGCUUAUUGACGAACAUGUAUAGAUAUUAAGGAAGACCGAAUUAUUCUAAAGAAUUAAUUCAACAGGAGAAAAAAUGUCAAUAUUGUAUACGACUGCAAAAGCUUAAAGCCCUUUAUAUGAAUUAAAUAUAUGUAUUCUAUGUAGCGCUACCGUCGUGUUGUACAAUGGGAAUCAAACAACUUUGUAAAUAAAUUUUACAAAUUGCAAA